Danio rerio (zebrafish) is the source of this 9167-nucleotide messenger RNA. It is a transcript of the gene itpr3, whose product is annotated as inositol 1,4,5-trisphosphate receptor, type 3. Gene Ontology annotation, biological process: calcium ion transmembrane transport; calcium-mediated signaling; transmembrane transport. Gene Ontology annotation, molecular function: inositol 1,4,5-trisphosphate-gated calcium channel activity; inositol 1,4,5 trisphosphate binding; calcium channel activity. Lineage: Eukaryota; Metazoa; Chordata; Actinopteri; Cypriniformes; Danionidae. The record is from RefSeq and is marked validated. Gene Ontology annotation, cellular component: endoplasmic reticulum; membrane; transport vesicle membrane.
CUGGAGCACUGAAAGGUAAUGGUGGAGGUUUAUUCACACAUAACGAUUCUGUUGAGGCUUGGCACGAAACAGGCGUGUUUUGACUUGACAAAGUUGCGCGUGCUUCCUGGUUUGAAGCGCUGUGACCUCAGGUACGCCGCAAAACUCCAACAACGAGCCACUUCUGCUGCUCCUCGGACAUCUGUGCUCCACGCUCCCAGCUGCACACCCGACCAGGGAUUACACGUUUGCUGUUUUCUUCAAAAUUCCCAGCUCUGCCGAGAUGCAUUUAAACUUUAACUGUGGCUGAAGCGCGUGCCUCCACCCGCUUUAUCAGGAAGAGUUUGAGAGUAAAGUGUCCGGGCUUCUUAAGAACAAACUCAAGCAAGCACCCAUCUUCGCAUUGAAAGGCAAAGAUGUCCGAUUCGGCGUCUAGUUUUCUCCAUAUCGGGGAUAUUGUGUCCCUGUAUGCAGAAGGAACUGUCAAUGGUUUUAUAAGCACACUGGGGCUGGUGGAUGACCGUUGUGUCGUGGAGCCUGCAAGUGGAGAUUUAGAAAACCCUCCCAAAAAAUUCAGAGACUGCCUCUUUAAGGUGUAUCCCAUGAACAGAUAUUCGGCUCAGAAACAGUUCUGGAAAGCCAAACAGGCCAAACAUGAAAAGGAUAAAAUUGGAGACAUGGUGCUUCUUCAGAAAUUGCAGCAUGCAGCUAAUUUGGAACAAAAGCAGAAUGAUGCUGAGAACAAAAAGGUCCACGGCGAUGUGGUUAAAUACGGCAGCGUCAUUCAGCUGCUCCACAUGAAGAGUAACAAGUAUUUGACAGUAAAUAAGCGUCUCCCAGCACUACUGGAGAAGAAUGCAAUGCGCGUCACUCUGGAUGGGACGGGGAAUGAGGGCUCCUGGCUUUUCAUUCAGCCUUUCUGGAAGCUCAGAGCCAACGGAGACAAUGUGGUGGUUGGAGACAAAGUGAUCCUGAAUCCUGUGAAUGCUGGACAGCCUCUCCAUGCCAGCAGCUAUGAGCUUCCCGAUCAUUCAGGGUGCAAAGAGAUCAACUCUGUGAACAGCAACACCAGCUGGAAGAUCAGUCUGUUUAUGAUGUUCAGUGACCACAAAGAUGAAGUGCUGAAAGGAGGAGACGUGGUGAGGCUGUUUCACGCUGAACAGGAGAAGUUUCUGACCUGUGAUGAGUACAAGUCUAAACUGCACGUGUUCUUGCGCACAACUCUGCGUCAGUCAGCUACUUCAGCCACCAGCUCUAAUGCAUUAUGGGAAGUGGAGGUGGUCCACCAUGAUCCAUGUCGAGGAGGAGCCGGACACUGGAACAGCCUCUACAGAUUCAAACACCUGGCCACAGGAAACUAUCUCGCUGCUGAGGAGAACCCAGGUUACAAAGAAAACAGCAAUGAUAUUGAGGUGGACAGCAGUCGUAUCAAGAGAAGCCUUGGAGAAAGGAUUAAAUAUAAGCUAGUCGCAGUGCCUCAUGGGAACGACAUCGCCUCUCUGUUUGAGCUGGACCCGACAACACUGCAGAAGACUGAUUCAUUUGUGCCAAGAAAUUCUUAUGUUCGAUUUCGCCACCUGUGCACGAACACUUGGAUCCAAAGCACCAACAUUCCUAUCGACAUCGAUGAAGAGCGGCCGAUUCGAUUAAUGCUGGGCACGUGCCCCACUAAAGAGGACAAAGAAGCAUUCGCCAUCGUCUCUGUGCCGGUCAUGGAGAUUCGAGAUCUAGACUUCGCCAAUGAUGCGAGUCUCAUGUUGAGCACUGUUGUCGAGAAGUUCAAAUACGGUUUUCUCAGUCCUAAUGACAGAAGGUAUGCCAUUAAGCUGCUGGAGGAUGUGGUAUUCUUUGUUGUGGAUCAACUUAACAAUGGCCAGCCGGCCCUGGAGGUGUCGAUGAACAAGCCCAACCGAGAGAGACAGAAACUGAUGAGAGAGCAGAACAUUUUAAAACAGAUAUUUGGGAUCAUUAAAGCUCCGUUCAAAGAGAGGGGAGAUGAUCCUCCUCUACUGACACUGGAGGAACUGUCCGACCAGAAAUACUUAUUGUAUCAGUACAUGCUCAGGCUGUGCUACAGGGUGCUGCGUCAUUCACAGGAAGACUACCGAAAGAAUCAGGAGUACAUAGCUAAGCAGUUUGGAAUGAUGCAGUCUCAGAUCGGCUAUGAUAUUCUGGCGGAGGACACCAUCACAGCCCUGCUCCACAACAACCGCAAACUGCUAGAGAAACACAUCACUAAAACUGAGGUGGAGACAUUUGUCAGUCUGGUUCGCAAAAACAGGGAACCCAGGUUUCUAGACUAUCUUUCAGACUUGUGUGUGUCCAAUAAUGUAGCAAUCCCAGUUACUCAAGAGCUGAUCUGUAAAUGCGUGCUGAACGCCAAGAACCAGGAUAUUCUCAUGAAAACAGAGCGGCGAGCAGCUAAGGAAAGUCAGCACACUUCCGAGUACUUGGAAGAGUUUGGAGACGAGGAUGAAGUUUGGCUGAUCUGGUCUGAAAAGGAAAAUGAGAACCAUGAAAAGAGCAUUCGGCAGCUUGCCCAAGAGGCCCGUCAAGGGAACGUGCAUGAUGAAAAUGUUCUGACAUAUUACAGGUACCAGCUGAAGCUGUUCGCACGAAUGUGUUUUGAUCGGCAGUAUCUGGCCAUAGAUGUGAUCUCAAAGCAGCUGGAUAUAGAGCUAAUCUCGCUCUGCAUGAUGGACGAGACUCUUCCCUUUGACCUGCGAGCGUCUUUCUGUAGGCUCAUGCUGCACGCACACGUUGAUCGUGACCCUCAGGAGCUUGUGACGCCCAUCAAGUUUGCCCGCUUGUGGACUGAGAUUCCCACCUCUAUCAGCAUCAAAGAUUAUGACUCUCACUUGGACUAUUCACGAGACAAUAAAAAGAACAAGUUUGCUAAUACCAUGGCUUUCAUGGAGGAAUACCUCAACAAUGUGCUCAUCGAUGACCUGCCUUUUGCAAACGAGGAGAAAAACAAGCUAACGUAUGAGGUGGUGAGCUUGGCGAGGCAUCUCAUCUACUUUGGCUUCUACAGCUUUUUCGAGCUCCUGAGAUUGACUCGCACUCUUCUGGGAAUCAUAGACUGCACUCCGAGCAACGCUUCCAUCAACCCACUGUUCAACGAUGAUGGCAGUGGUAAGAACGUCAGGCGCUCCAUUCAUGGCAUGGGACAGAUGAUGUCUACCAUGGUGCUUAACCGAAAACCAUCUCUGUUCUCCGCUCCUGGUCGAACUGGAGACAGUCAAGUCGGCAGUAAAGACAGCAUCGACACACAAGACAUCACUGUCAUGGACACCAAACUCAAGAUUCUGGAGAUUUUACAGUUCAUCCUCAGCGUUCGUCUAGACUAUCGGCUUUCGUUCCUCCUCUCCGUCUUCAAGAAGGAGUUUGUGGAUGUUUAUCCUAUGGAAGAUGCAGAUGCCACACAUCAUACUGAGCAUGAGGCUUCCAUCAACCUACAGCACAUUGGAGAGCAGGCAGAGGCCAUGUUUGGAAUUGGUAAAGGAAACAGCAUUCUGGAAGUGGAUGAUGAAGGAGGACGAAUGUUUCUGCGUGUUUUGAUCCACCUCAUCAUGCACGACUACCCUCCAUUGGUUUCUGGGGCCUUGCAGUUGCUGUUCAAGCACUUCAGUCAAAGACAAGAAGUCCUUCAUACUUUUAAACAGGUCCAAUUGCUUAUUUCAACUCAGGAUGUGGACAACUAUAAACACAUAAAACGAGAUCUGGAUCUGCUGCGCACCAUGGUGGAGAAGUCUGAGCUUUGGGUCAUUAAAAAGAGCAGUUCUGGGGGAGAUGGAAAGAAAGACAAGAAAGACAAAAAAGAGCCUGAAGCGGUGUCACCUGAGGAGGAGGCUGAUUCUAAGAAACAGACAACUGAAAAAAGCAAUGAAAGCUACCAGAAUGUUAAAGAGAUUCUAGAGCGAUUGAAUAAAAUGUGCAGUUCAGGUGUAUUUAAGAAGCAACAAAGGCUACUGAAGAACAUGGGUGCGCACAAAGUUAUGCUGGACCUGUUGCAGAUCUCCUAUGAUCGGAAUGACACCAAAAUGCUGGAGAUCAUCAAGUACACACAUCUGUUUCUGCAAAAGUUCUGCACAGGGAAUCUGGAGAACCAGGCUCUCCUCCAUAAACACCUCAACCUUUUCCUGACACCUAGGCUCCUGGAGGCAGAAACAAUGCAGCAGAUUUUCAGCAAUAAUUUCCAGCUCUGUUCUGAGAUCAGCGAGUCUGUGCUGCAUCAUUUCAUACAUUGCCUGGCCACACAAGGCCGGCACAUUCAGUACCUCAACUUUCUGCACACCAUCAUUAAGGCCGAAGGGAAAUAUGUGAAGAAAUGCCAAGACAUGAUCAUGACUGAGCUUACUAGUGCGGGGGAUGAUGUGGUCGUCCUCUACACGGAUGACACGUCGUUUAACACCAUGGUGGAGCUGAUGACCCAGUCGAGGGAAGGGGUGAAGGACGACAGCCCGCUGCGCUACCAUAUCUCUCUGGUGGAGCUGCUGGCUGCAUGUGCUGAGGGGAAAAACGUCUACACUGAGAUCAAGUGCACAUCUCUGCUGCCCCUAGAGGAAAUGGUCAAAGUAAUCACACAUGAAGACUGCAUAACUGAGGUGAAAAUUGCUUAUGUGAACUUUGUGAACCACUGCUAUGUGGACACAGAAGUGGAGAUGAAGGAGAUCUACACCAGCAACCACAUCUGGAAGCUUUUUGAGAACUUCACUGUAGAUAUGGCCAGAGUGUGCUCCAACCGUGAGAAACGCAUGUCAGACCCUGUGCUGGAGAAGUAUGUAAUUCAGGUCGUUUUAGACACUGUAACUGCCUUCUUCAGCUCUCCUUUCUCUGAGAACAGCACCAGCACGGAGGCUCAUCACACCACUGUAAAGCAGCUGCUGCAGUCCACCAUGCGUCUGUUAGACUGUCCAUGGCUACAGCCACAGCAAAAAGUCCAAGUGGAGUCCUGCAUCCGAACACUAGCAGUGACAACCAAGAGUCGCUCUAUUCCUCUGCCAGUGGAGUUGGAGGCUCAUGUCAACAUGAUGUUGAGUCACAGUAAUUCCCUCACAUUGUCCCGAUCCAGUCACUCCAACAAAAGCAUGUCACGCUUAACACGGCCUGCCGCUCCCACCAACCCCUGGGACUACAAGAACAUCAUUGAAAAACUACAGGAUAUCAUUAACACACUGGAGGAGCGUGUGAUGCCUUUGGUGAAUGCGGAGCUGUCUGUGCUGGUGGAUGUGCUGCAUCAGCCUGAGCUGCUGUUUCUGGAAGGCACCGAUGCUCGCUCACGCUGUGAAUCAGGAGGAUUUAUUUCUAAAUUGAUCCAGCACACAAAGGCCCUCAUGAACUCCGAUGAGAAGCUCUGUAUCAAAGUCCUCAGAACUCUGCAGGAAAUGCUCAUUCGCGAGUUGGAUUUCGAUGAAAAGGGCUUUGCCUUAAGAAAGGUGUUGCUCCAGAACUACCUCUACAAUAACAAAAAGAACAUAAAAGCAGAGCUUGUUGAACACGCAGGAGGUGCAGAGGGCGAGAGAGACUGGCUAACAGUGGCAGCAUUACAGUGUCGCCUGGACAAAGAAGGCGGCACCAAACUCUUCACAGACCUCAUCACCAGCACCAAGAAUGAGAAGAUCUUCCAGGAGAGCAUUCAGCUCGCUAUCUGUCUGCUAGAAGGGGGAAACACAGAGAUCCAGAACUCCUUCUACAAACUCAUGAUGGGAGACAACAAGUCUGAGAAGUUUUUUAAAGUGCUGAAUGACCGCAUGAAGAACGCACAGCUUGACAUCAAAUCCACCGUCUCUGUCAAUGUGGGGGAAAUGAGCAACAAAGCCAAAGAUGACAAAGAUCUGGAGACUGGUGGCGUAUCGUCGUUUGGCCAGCCUGAGCCUCAACCUGAACAACAGGAAGUGGAAACAGAAAUGGGGCCAUCUGUCACCAUCAUGAAACCCAUCCUGCGCUUUCUACAGCUGCUCUGUGAGAACCACAAUCAGGACCUUCAGAACUUUCUUCGCAUUCAGAACAACAAAACAAACUAUAACCUGGUGUCAGAGACUCUGCAGUUUCUGGACAUCAUGUGCGGCAGCACAACUGGAGGACUGGGUCUGCUGGGCCUUUACAUCAAUGAGAACAAUGUGGAGCUGAUCACACAGACCCUGGAGACCCUCACAGAGUACUGUCAGGGGCCAUGCCAAGAGAACCAGACAUGCAUUGUCUCCCAUGAGUGCAACGGUAUUGACAUCAUCACAGCUUUAAUUCUGAAUGACAUCAGUCCUUUAUGUCGAUAUCGCAUGGAACUGGUGCUUCAGCUCAAGGACAAUGCCUCUAAGCUUCUUCUGGCUCUGAUGGAGAGCCGUCAUGACAGUGAGAAUGCAGAGAGGAUCCUGUUUAAUCUUCGACCCAGAGAACUGGUGGAGCUGAUUAAAAAGGCUUAUCUGCAAGAGGGUGAGUGUAAGGAGGGAGAAGUGUCACCACGAGAAGUUGGGCAUAACAUCUACAUCCUGGCACUACAGCUUGCCCGACACAACAAAGUGCUACUCACACUGCUUAAACCAGUAAAGAAGAUAAAAGAGGAAGAAGAGGAAAGCAUCUCCUCUAUGCUCAAUCUGAACAAGCAGCAGGAGGAGGAAAAGGAGGAUCCACUAGAGCACUACGACCGUCAAACUGCUCAGAUUGAGAUUGUUCGUGAAGAUCGCAGCAUGGAGCAGAUUGUGUUUCCUGUUCACCCUAUCUGUGAGUUUCUUACGGAGGAGUCAAAGUUUCGAGUGUUCACCACCACGGAGCAGGACGAGCAGGGCAGCAAAGUCACAAACUUCUUCGAGCAGACCUCCUUCCUCCACAACGAGAUGGAAUGGCAGAAAAAGCUUCGCAGCAUGCCGGUGCUGUACUGGUUCUCUCGCAGAAUGUCUCUCUGGGGCACCAUAUCUUUCAACCUGGCUGUUUUCAUCAAUCUUAUCAUCGCUUUGUUUUACCCUCAUGACUCUGGUCAUUCUGGUAGCAUCGACUCUUCUCUUCUGCUCAUGGGAUUCUGGUGUUUUGCUGGACUGGCUGUUUUAGGCCUGCUAUUCAAGCGAUAUGGGUUUCAGUCACUGACCGUUGCCAUCACGCUGCGCUGCAUCUAUCACUUCGGUAUUGGUCCGACACUCCUCUUGCUGGGGGCUCUCAAUCUCAUCAAUAAGAUAGUGUACUUGGUGAGCUUUGUGGGAAACAACGGCACCUUCAUCAUGGGUUAUAAAGCCAUGGUAAUGGAUGUAGAAUUCCUGUAUCAUGUGGCUUACGUGUUAACCAGCAGUCUGGGGCUGUUUGUCCAUGAGUUCUUCUACAGCAUAUUGCUGUUUGAUCUGAUCUACCGUGAGGAGACACUGUUUAACGUCAUCAAGAGUGUGACCCGUAACGGCCGCUCUAUUCUCCUCACUGCUGUCCUGGCCAUCAUUCUGGUCUACCUGUUCUCCAUCGUCGGCUUUCUCUUCCUCAGGAAUGACUUCAUUAUGGAAGUCGACCACCUUGCUAGCCCAGCUCCAGGAGAUACUGAAAGCUUUAUGAGCAGCUGCAGUUCUGAUGGAAUUGACUGCACAGAGGAAACUGGUCUCCUUGCUCCAGCUGAAGAUGAAGACAACACUGAGAGAGCAUGUGACACCCUUCUUAUGUGUAUUAUUACGGUGCUGAAUCAUGGGCUGAGGAAUGGAGGAGGUGUAGGAGAUGUUCUGCGCAAACCAUCUAAGAAUGAGCCUUUGUUUCCCGCUCGUGUGGUGUAUGACCUUCUCUUCUACUUUAUUGUCAUCAUCAUUGUUCUCAACUUGAUUUUUGGUGUGAUUAUUGACACCUUCGCUGACCUGCGUAGUGAAAAACAGAAGAAAGAAGAAGUUCUGAAGACCACCUGUUUCAUUUGUGGUCUUGAGAGGGACAAGUUUGACAAUAAGACAGUGUCAUUCGAGGAACAUAUUAAAUUGGAGCACAACAUCUGGAACUACCUCUAUUUUAUUGUGCUGAUACGGGAGAAAAACAAGACCGAUUACACCGGCCCGGAGAGCUAUGUGGCUCUUAUGAUAAAGAAUAAGAACCUGGAUUGGUUUCCACGCAUGCAGGCCAUGUCUCUGGUUGUAACGGAUGGAGAUGGAGAACAAAAUGAGAUGAGGAACCUGCAGGAUCGUCUUAGCUCCACCAUGAAAGUGGUCACACAGCUCACAAGCCAGUUAACAGAGCUGAAAGAACAGAUGACUGAGCAGAGGAAGAGGAGACAGCGGAUGGGUUUUGUGGAUGUUCAGUCCGGCUCCAACCCUGGGAUGCCUGUGCCUCCUAGUCCUGCUGGAGGAAAUCAGGUCUACAAGGCCUAAACCCUCCAACUCUCCUGCCAUUGACUUUCUAGAAGCAAUAAUGUAAUCCUGGGAUGCUGGUGUACUUUACAAUGGGGAAAGGUUGCGUUUAGCCGUGGAAACUGGUAGAUGGGUUGGAUCUACACACCCUCAAAAGCACUACUGACUUGAUAUUUUUUUACAUGGCUGAGCGUGCACAUAUUUUAUAUAUUUAAAUAUAUGAAGUUUUACUUUCUUUUUUAAGAGUGAGCACCUUUUUUAAAGAUAUUUGACAGCUUUCUAUAGAUUUUGUUUGAAUGUAUGGAUAAAUGAAGCAUUACUUUAUAAGAAGCUGAUGUGUUUUAGAUUAAUAGUGAGCAUUUCUUUUUUUAUGCAUCAGCGUCUGGAUUUAUCCAGAAUGAAUGUAAGAUGAUUUGGGGAAACCACAUCAUGAAUAUCUGGGAAAGUCUAAAAUUUAAUGUGGGGUGUAUAUAUAGCAUAAUAUUCUGGAUUAAAUCAUGUUUAAACCUUCUAUAGCUUUAAUUUAAAUGUCAAGUGCCUAAAAAUGACUCCGAAAUAACUGCUCAGGACAAUAACGUGUUAUUUAUCUUACUUAUAAAACCUGGUUAUGAGUGAACACAUCCUAAUGGUCUCCAUACAUAGUGCAUGCAUAUCUAUGUAUAUAGUCUAUUUAAUAAUGUAAUUGUGUGACCAGAACUGCAUUGUUAUGGCCACAAAAAAGAAUGCUGGAACAUACUUGUAUUUGGGCCUUAUUUUUUACUGUUUGUGUGUUAAUCCUAGCAGUUGUACCAUGAUAUCAAUUAAUUCUCAAGUUACUGCUAAUAUUGUUUAUGUUGUCAUAAAGAGCCUCACCAACUUUGCACAAAAUACAAAAUAAAACAUUUGGCC